Molecule: messenger RNA, 5600 nt
Organism: Drosophila grimshawi
Lineage: Eukaryota; Metazoa; Arthropoda; Insecta; Diptera; Drosophilidae
Gene: chn
Product: protein charlatan
Exons: 7
Coding region: 396-4736 (1446 amino acids)
Source: RefSeq, a predicted model, not a curated record
CAAUCGCGCGCAUCAGCAACAGCAAACAAUUUUUGUAUUGGCGGCGCGUGUUUUUCAAACGAUUUUUUGGCCAGUGUUUGGAUUAAUUAAAGUGCACCCAUUAAGUGUGCGUAGUUGCAAUUAAUUGCAUUCCCACAAAGAAGUGAUCGAAUUUGGUGCGUAACAAGUGCAACAACUACAACAGCGACAACAAGGACGCUCAACAACAACAAAUUGAAAUGGCUUAAGAGCCCAAACAACGCCGAAAACCAAUUGCAGCCAAACUAAAAGUAUUCGAAGCGCAUACGUGGAGGGAACAGCGAGAGAAGUAGUCGUCGCUGCAAUUGUCUACGUGCAACGGAACGCCGCCAGCAGCAGCAGCAGCAGCAGCAAGCGAAGGCCAAAGAGUCGCAGCAAUGGCAACACUAAUCCCAGCGAUCGCAGCCAAUCAAGCAGCGAGCGCAGCAGCAGCAGCAGCAGCACAGUCCUCAAAUGUUGAGGCAACAUAUGAAGAUAUGUUCAAGGAAAUCACACGUAAAUUAUACGGCGAGGAGACCGGCAACGGUUUGCAUACGCUUGGCACUCCGGUGGCUCAAGUGGCCACCAGUGGACCCACAGCAGUCCCCGAGGGCGAACAGCGCUCGUUUACGAAUUUGCAACAAAUUGAUCGCACCGCAGCGCCCAGUAUUGAGUACGAGGCAAGUGGAGCUGCGGGCGGUGGCAGCAACAACAACGUGGCCACAACCCAGGCCAAUGUAAUACAACAACAACAGCAGCAGCAGCAGCAGCAACAGCAACAAUCAGAGUCGGGUAACUCUGUGGUGGUCAGCGCCACUGGCAACGGCGCCACUGUGGUGCCGGCACCCAGCGUUGCCGCCGUUGGCAGCUUCAAAUCCGAAGAUCAUUUGAGUACAGCUUUUGGGCUGGCAGCGCUAAUGCAGAACGGUUUUGCCGCCGGCCAGGCGGGUCUGCUCAAAGCCGGCGAGCAGCAGCAGCGCUGGGCGCAAGACAACGCCUCAGCCGCCGAGCAGCAGCAGCAGCAGCAGCCUCAGCUGGUGCAGUGGACAACAGGUGGCAAGCUGCAGAGCUAUGCGCAGGUCAGUCAGCAUCAGCAACAGCAGCAGCAGCAACAGCAGCAGCAACAACAACAGCAGCAGCAACAACAGCAGCAACAGGUUCAUCAGAGCACGCCCAAGUCCAAAAAACACCGUCAGGAGCAUGCAGCGGAGCUUAUUUAUGCCAGCCCCUCGACAUCGGCGAAUGCGGCACAGAAUUUGGUCCAAUCCACGCCCACCUCAGCGCCCACCAACAGCAGCAGCGGCAGCAGUGCCGGCGGCAGCAGCAGCACCUCCUCCGGCGGUGGCAGUCGCAAAAAAUCCGCUCAGGCGCAGGCAGCCGCUGCCGCUGCUGCGGCUAAUGGUGUGCACAUCGUGAAGCGAUAUGCGUGCACUCAUUGCCCCUAUUCGACGGAUCGGAGGGAUCUGUACACACGCCACGAGAACAUCCACAAGGACGAGAAGCCCUUUCAGUGCUAUGCCUGCCUCAAGCAGUUCAACCGUGCCGAUCACGUCAAGAAGCAUUUUCUGCGCAUGCAUCGCGAACUGCAGUACGAUAUCAAUAAGACGCGCCGUCAUGUCUCCUCCAGCAGUGGCUCCGGUGGCUCUGGUGGUGGUGUAUCCGUUGGCAAUUCCCAUCAUGCCGGCGGACGGGGCAAUGUGACGAUCAAUGCGACCGGUGUGAAUAUUGAUAAUGCAUUCUUGGAGGCACAACGACAUCCCACCUCGACGAGCAUGAGCAUUGUGGAGACCAUCGAGGCGGUGGCCUCCGCUGCCGAUAUGCCGCUCGCCCAUCUCAAGCAGGAGAAGCUCGACGAUGGCUCCGUGCUGCCGCUCCACGUGAGCGCCGUGAUGAACAGCAGCAGUGCCCAACAGCAGCCGGCGGUGGCCAGCUCCAGUUCCGGUUCGGGCAGCAGCAGCAAUGCCGCCGGCUCGGGUCUGCUGAAACCGAAACGUGAGAAGCGUUUCACCUGCUGUUAUUGCCCCUGGUCCGGUGCGGACAAGUGGGGCCUGAAACGUCAUCUGAACACCCACACAAAGCCCUUCGUUUGCCUGCUCUGCGAUUACAAGGCGGCUCGCUCCGAGCGCCUGGCCACACAUGUGCUCAAGGUGCACAACAAGCGCGCCUGCAGCAAGUGCUCCUAUCUCGCCGACACCCAGGAGGAGUUCCAGCUACACAUGAGUGAUGUGCAUCCGCAUGACAAUCGUCCAGCGCGCAGCAGCAGCAAUAAUGGUGGCAACAACAACAAUAACGGUGGCAGCGGCAACAACAACGGUGGCAGCAACAAUGCAACGCAUAGCCAGAAUUUGAACGUCUUGCGAACGAUUGGCAACACCCUGGUGGCCAAUAAUCAGCUCAACACGUUUCACAAUGCCGGCAAUGCUUUUGGCUCCUCCAGUGGCGGUGGCCAAACGGUUGGCAAUGUGAGCGGCAGUGGUGCCGUUACCAUCUAUACGACAACCACCAAUGAGGGUGUCUCGGGUGGAGGCAACAACAGCGGCGGUGGCAACAUUGCGGGCGGCCCCUUGCAGGAGAUCAUUGUGAAUCCCACAUCGAUGGUCGGUUGGCGACUCAGUGCCAAUGGGUCAUUGAUACCGCCGCAUGAUCUACUCACGGGCAGUUUACCAAAUGCUGCAACACAGAAACGCGGCUCGGAGCGUUUAUUUCAAUACCUCGAAGCCGAGGGCAGCGAUCCGGAGGACUAUGCGCGUCUGCUAAAAAUGGACGCCAUUAGUCGCAAUACAGCUUCGGUCGCUCAGGAUUUUCAUAAAGCGGGAGGCGUGCACGAGUUGAAAAUACCAGCUAAUCAUCAACUCCUGUUCAAUAAUAAACUGCCUUCGCAAUGGACGACACGAGAGGCUGCAGCGCUGCUGCACAGCCUGAGCAACAUGGGCGGCGGCCAUCACAUCAACAGCGGCAACAUCAACAGCAGCAACGGCAACAGCAACAACAACAGCAGCAGCAACAGCAACAGCAACGGCAACAGCAACUGUAACAGCAGCAGCAACAGCAACAGCAACAAAAAGUUUGGCGUGAUGCGUGCUCGACAGCAUUCGACGGGCGAGGAUGAUGAGAAUACGCCGUCAUCGGCAUCAUCGUCCUCAUAUUCGGGCGAUGAGUACAAUACCAGUAUGUCGGGUGUUACGUCACCGAUAAAACUGUCGCGUCAUGCGAGCAACAAAAGCUUGUUGCGAGCUGCUGGCAAUGAGAGCGAGCACCACAAUGAGCAGAGCAAAACAUUGAUUGCAACGGCAUUUCUGGAAGCAGCUGCCUACGAGCAGACGGCCAUCGAGUUGCUCGCCAGCAAGCGAAAGCUCAAAAUUGAGUAUGACGAAGAUCAAGAAAAUCAGCAACAGCAACUGCUCCAACAACAACAACAACAGCAGCAGCAGCAGCAGCGAGUGCAGCUUAUUAAAUCGUCUCCCGCGUAUAAACUAAACAGCAACAAGAACAACAACAACAACAGCAACAACAACAAUAAUAAUAAUAAUACCAACAAUAGCAACAACAAUAAUAACAGCAACAGCAACAACAGCUAUUAUAGAGAGAAAUCUCAUAGGAAUGCCGUGCAGCAUCAGCAGCAUCAUCGCCAGGAUGAUAAGGAGAAUAACACGAGCAGCGUUGAGGCGGCAGCAACAGCAGCUGCUGCAGCGGCAGCAGCAACAACAGCGGCAGCGGCUGCUGCAGCAGCAGUUGCUGCGGUCGCCGCAACACCAAACAGCAACAACAGCAGCAACAAUAGCAACAACAACAACACAACAACACCUUUUCUCACACAAAUGGAAUACCAGAAUCUCAAUCGCAUUGGCACACAAUUUCAGAAUUAUGUUAAGGAUAUUAUAAACAAAUAUUAUGCAGCCGAAACACCGUUAAUGCUUGCCGCCGCUGCAGCAGCGCUGCCCACAGCGACGACAACCGGCCAGCAGAGAGAGCAGAGAGAGCAAAGAGAGCGAGAACUAGAGUUAACAUACGGCAAGCGACGGCGACUACUGAGCGAGACGGAGGAGUACAUUGAGUAUCUGCGCAACAAGGAGGACAUUACUCUCACCAUCACACCAAAGGUGUCCAACAACAGCAACAACAACAGCAUUAACAGCAGCAACGCACCGUUAAAAUCAUUAACAGCGCCGGCGCAGCAGUCGCUGCUUAAACGUCAGCUGGAUCUGGCAACACCGCGCAAAAGUCCCAAAAAAGCAGCAGCAAACCAAAAUACCCUCAACAACAGCAACAACAACAGCAGCAGCAGCACCAUGGUGAAUUCCUCGUCGCGCAAGUCGCUCAAUCAACUGGCAACGCUGCUGCCGCUGCUUGCCGAUGCGGCCAGCAAGCAGGAGUAUUUAACGGCGCCGCUCGACUUUAGCAAGAAAUCGGAAGCGGAAACGGCGCGCAGUUCGCGCAAGCAAGCGCAGCCGAAGAAAAUGCGACUAGCACCCGAAGUGGUGAUCGCCAUGCUGCGCGACAAGCACCUCAAUCGACUCGUGCAUAAUGGUUUGAGCUGUGCCAGCUGCUCGGUGAGCCGACAGCGCAAUGGUGACGGCGGCAUCAGUUUCAGUCACCAUACACUCGGCUCACUGGCACUGCAUCGGUUUUGGAAGCAUCGUGCGGUACGACAUCCUAACAAUUGCAAGCAGUGUAGCGCAACGUUUGAGCGGCGUUACAGUUUGCAGCUGCAUCAGCGGUUGAAGCAUGUCAAACUGUAGACUGCACACUUUCUGCUCUCUCAUUCUCCCUCUAUCUCUCUCUCGCUGAGAGAGAGCGAGCAAAUUGUUUCUCAUUUAACUUAGCAAAUGUUUUGCUUGCCAUAUACAUUUUUUAUGCAUUAGGCGUUUUCAUUGAAAAUUCAUUCAAAAAAUUGCAUUUAUUUGUUAAAUUUUAAGUUGUGAUGUACCUGAAAUAUGAUUUCUCUUUAAAAAAAAAAACAAAAUACAAACAAAAAAGCAAAAAAAAAUACAAAAUACAAAAUGUAGAAAGCUACGCCCAAUUUCGAUGAAUUUCACAUAAUAUUAGUUGUAUAAUUGAGGUUAUGUAAAAGCACACACACACACACACCUACACAUACACACACACACACACGUGUAAUACUCACCUUGUAGUGUUUUAAAAGACAACAACAACAAAAAACGUAUACUUAAAAAUAUAAAUUAACUAAAAUAAAAACAAAACAAAAAACAACUCACUUAAUAGAAUUUAGGGAUGCUCGUUGAGCAUUUAUCAAAUGUCUUGAAAGUUUCGUUUGAAGUAAAAUAGCUUUAAUUUGCCAUUACAGAAUGAAAAAACAAAAGAACAACAAGAAACAAACAGAAACUUUGUUUAUUUAAGUUACUUAAUACGAGUAUAUUUUGCCAUUUUUUUACAUUGAUAGUUUACUAGUUGUUUAAGUUGUAUUUUACACAUAUACAUACAUCUAUAUAUUUAAUUUAUAUACAUAUAUAUACAACAUGAAAGCAAACCUCAAAUACCUUUUUGCCUUAUUUUUUAAAUUAAGCUUUAAACACACAUGAACAUUGCAUAUUAUGUACAUUUAAUUUAGUUAUAGUUUGUGCUAACAGCCACGCCCACAAUGC